Messenger RNA from Acanthoscelides obtectus, 1157 nucleotides. Lineage: Eukaryota; Metazoa; Arthropoda; Insecta; Coleoptera; Chrysomelidae. The record is from the annotation of a GenBank genome assembly.
GUAGUCAGUCGCCUGGUGGUAAACAAAACAAGGUUUGAGGUCCGUUGUCGGCCCGCGGUUUGAUACUGUAGUGCUCCAGUGCCCGUGACCGAAAAAACGUGGUGGUGUGCCUACCCUUAGCCAUGAGGGUGCUACUGCCGGUGGUGGUGGCAUUUCUGUUGGCCGCCCAGCUUUCCGACGCCAAAAGAAAGCGAAACAAGUUCGAAGGCGACUUUGAGUUUGCUGAAGAGGAAAUAGCGGAAAUAUUUGGAACAACCAAGGAUGAAAUUGAACGAAAAUUAAAAAACAUAAAUACACAGUACCAAAGAGAAAGAAGAAAUUAUAAGAAGUGCCAAAAGUCGGGUGCUGGAAAUGAAUUUAAAGCUAAAUGGUUUGGAUAUACAGCAAUGGCAUUCUUGCAAGACAGAAAUAAGCCAAAAAAGGGCCACCAAGCGGAGAUUGAAUAUGACGAUAGUGAUUUAACAGACGGUAGCGAUAAUGAAAGCCUUUUAGAAGACAGAGUAGUGCAAUCACAAGCCGAAACCCAGGAAAACAUAGAAGAUUUUGAAGUUGUCCGCCUUGAGGACCGGCAAUCCGUACAGGCAGGUAACCAAGUACCUCACCAAGAACAGUUGAAGGAUAUGCCAAGUACGCCAAAAAGAAAUACAUCGGAAGGAGAGCAGUUCCUUGUACCUCCAAAAUCGAGUCGCAAAAAAAAGGGUAAACCUACUUCAACAACUGAAAACGAGAAUAUUACUCAAGAGGCUUUCCAAAUGAUGAAGGCUGCAUUUCAUAGGUCAAACGGCGGUACACAAGUGCGGGACGAGUAUAACAUUUAUGGAGAAUUAGUAGGGCACCAAAUACGUUCUCUGUCGACCGAAUUUGCAAAAGUUACCGCUCAAAAAUUAAUUAACGACAUAUUAUUCAACGCCAAACUAGGAAAAUAUGACUAUCCUUCAUAUCCACAACGUAAUCCAUCACAAACAGGAUCACGAACUCCUUUUGCUUCCAAUUCAGGAUCACAAACUCAUUUUGCUUCCAAUUCCGAAGCAUCAUCAUCUGCAAUGGACGCUACAUUGGGAGCCACUAAUAUUAUUGGUAGUGAUGCUGACGUUUUGCACUGGGCCAUAACAAAUUCGUUCGGAGUACCAGAGGUACAAGAAGCAAACAAUAAUUAA